This is a messenger RNA of Megalops cyprinoides (Indo-Pacific tarpon), 2061 nucleotides long. RefSeq names its product cilia and flagella associated protein 97 (gene cfap97). NCBI's taxonomy places the organism in Eukaryota, Metazoa, Chordata, Actinopteri, Elopiformes, Megalopidae. The transcript is spliced from 5 exons. Gene Ontology annotation, biological process: spermatogenesis. The coding region runs from base 271 to 1635 and encodes 454 amino acids. The record is from RefSeq and is a predicted model, not a curated record.
CUCACUUUUUAAAUAAAUAUUUUUGUUUAUGAUGCCGUUUUUGUUUUACUAAGCAGAUAACGUUAUAUAAUAGUCUAUACAUAACAAGCAACUGAGCUCAGUAGCUAGCAAGCUAAUGAGGCUGAAGCCGUAAUAGACAGCUAGUUAGCUAGCUACCAAACUAACUACAGUAGCUGACGAUCGAGUUAACCAACGUCAGCUACCUUGUGUUCACUGGAACGCCUACCCGCCUGCUUUCUGGAGGUCUAAGGAAGAGCCAGACUUUCCGUCAUGUACAGCCCUAAGGAACUUGAAGGAGAAGUGGAUCAUUCUUUCUUUGAUAGUGAUUGUGAUGAACAUGGAAACGACAGAGGAGAUAACUCUAGACGUAUCAAUGGUGCAAACAAUAAUACAUCAAAGCAAGUGGAAGAUGAAGUUACAGAGUUUGGGGACAUUCCGUUCAUCAAAGAAAAAAAGGGUAAUGGUUCUCUGAAUGAUGACCGUAGCCGACCUUCCAGCUCUUCUUCAUUGCUCAGCUUUGAGGAGCAAUCCGAAGCAGACAGCAGAAGGUCAGACGGCAAUCCCAGCAGCCACUUCCAAAUCACGACCAAAAUCCCCACGGGCUUAUCAGAUGAGGAGAAGGGGAAGGACGAUGGCGAGGACGAAGACGGCUACAGACAGAGCGAGGAGGACAGCGAGGAAGAUCUGGUUCAGAGGCCUCCCAGGUGUAAAGUGGUGCAUCACGGCCUUCCCAGGAAAUCCAGCGGGAAGUUCAAGAGUGGGAAGUACAGCCCGCCCUCCUCGUCCAAGUCAGAGACUUCCUACAGCAGCGAGGAGAGCUCAGCCUCUGAUUUUUCUCCCCAGAGGACCCCCGCCGGCUCACAGCCCGGUUCCUCCCCUCCGCACCGAGCCAAGCUGGGCGCGCUCGCCAGACGGGAGAGGCCGAGGGUCCCGGAGGAGGAGUCGGAGGACACGGUGACAGACGUGACCCCGCUGUCCACCCCCGACAUCAGCCCCAUACAGUCCUUCGAGCUAGCCCUGGGGAAGGAUGGAGAGCGGGAGAGUGUGAUUGUUAGACAGCAUAAUGUCAGAGGGGGCCUGUGUGUUGGACAUGCCCAUGAUGUGGAAUCAGUUUCUGAAGCUUUCAUGAAGCUGGAGAAGAAGCUGGAGAGGGAACUGGUGCUCGAGAGCCCCACGCGGAGGUUCCGGAAGAACUACUCAUUCAGCAACGACGAGGUGGUGCGCAUCGACCGGGAGAACCAGCGGCUGCUGCGGGAGCUGUCCCGCCGGACGCCCCGGCCCAAAAGCGCCGCCUUGAGGAAGCCCAGCAGCCCGCCCGUACGCCUCUACCACAGCGCGCUCAACCGGCAGCGCGAGCAGCAGAGGAUCGAGAGGGAGAACAUGGCCUUCCUGAAGAGGCUGGAGAUGGCGAAGCCCACAACUGGCAUGAGGAGGGCAGAGCAGCUGGCAGACUACCAACGGCAGGCCAGAUAUCUUGGAGCAGCACCCCCCUCCAAAUUAGAGAGGUCCCCUACCAGCAGGAGCUCAACAGCUAAGAGCUCCAGACUGUGCAGUGCCUCCAGCCUCCACAGAGCCAGACCAGCAUCCAGCGUGUCCACCACAGUAUCCAAGCCCAGCAGGGCUGCCUGGCCUUGAGGGGGCAUGGCAGUGGCUGUUUGUGUGUGUCUUUAAAUGCCACCUGAUUACAGCUUAGGACAUGCCCCAGCUGGAACUGUCCCUCCGCCCUGAUCCUGGAGGACUGUAGAGUCAGAGGUUCAUUGUACCCUGCGUUUGACUAAUCGUGGUCUCAAAAGAAUUAAUGUUACUAUGGUUAUAUAUAGAGCAGUGUAAAGCAGCAUGACAAUAGCCUCCCAGGGCCAGAAUCAGGGACCAGCCCAAAGCAUUUUGUGUUGUGCAGGUAGUGUGGCGCUUCAGUAAAGUGGAAAAAGCCGUAUCUUAAAGAAAUUGCUUAGACAUUGAACACAGCACUUAUUAAGAUGAGUAAACACACUAUCAAUGUGCUACUAAAGUAAUUACAUCUCUUGCUGUAUCAGUAAGCCAGUCAUACACAUUAAUAUUGCA